CAGCCGGCUUGAUAAGAUUAUUCAAAUUAUCUCAAGUCGAGUAGUGAAUGAUCAUAUCCCAUCUUUGCAUACCUAGCUAAAGUUGCAUUCAUUUACGCGAGAGGAAAUAAACGUUGUCUAGCGUUAUCUAAAACACCUUAAAAGUUGUAAAAAUGGAACUGUCUGUUAGGAAUAAGAAAAUAGUUGUUACUGGAGCGGGACAAGGUAUUGGGAAUGAGUUGUGCAAAACGCUUGUUGGAAUUGGCGCAAGGGUGAUUGCGGUUUCUCGAUCACUGGGUCCGUUGGAAGCCCUUCAAAAGGAAUGCCCUUCUGUGGAGAUCAUUCAGGUGGAUCUGAGCGAUUGGAAUGCCACCAGAUCAGCAUUAGGGAAAAUCGAUCAGGUUGAUGGGCUGGUUAAUAACGCGGGAAUCGCCGUCAUAAACUCAUAUGACGAACUAACCGAGAAGGACUUUGAUGAUACAUUUAAUAUCAACAUCAAAGCUGCGUUCAACGUGUGCCAAAUUGUGAUUCCCAAGAUGGGUCCCGGAUCGAGUAUCGUCAACGUGUCUUCCUUGGCUGGAUUGAAAUCGUUCCAGGGGCAUUGCGUGUAUUCAAUGACCAAAGCGGCGAUGGACUCCAUGACGAAAAGCUUAGCCUUGGAAUUGGGUCCGCGGAAAAUUCGCGUAAACAGUGUCAACCCGACGGUUAUUUUAACUCGGAUGGGACGCGACAACUGGAGCGAUCCAGCUAAGGCCGGUCCACUGCUGGCGAAAAUCCCUGCCGGGCGGUUCGGUGAAGUUAGCGAAGUUGUGGAGCCGAUCGUUUUCCUGUUGAGCGAAAAAUCGGCGUAUAUUAAUGGACAUUGUAUGCCAUUAGAGGGUGGUUAUUUGGUGGGAAACUGAUACCCAUCAUUCUUAUUCAAGUAAUUUGAAUUUGGUAUACAUAUACUUCGAAAAUAGUCAACGAUUAAGAAAAGGAUUGGGUAAAAUAAAUACAGUUCUCUCAUAAAA
Messenger RNA from Armigeres subalbatus, 989 nucleotides. Its product is annotated as L-xylulose reductase. NCBI's taxonomy places the organism in Eukaryota, Metazoa, Arthropoda, Insecta, Diptera, Culicidae. The record is from RefSeq and is a predicted model, not a curated record. The coding region runs from base 153 to 881 and encodes 242 amino acids. Gene Ontology annotation, molecular function: carbonyl reductase (NADPH) activity; L-xylulose reductase (NADPH) activity. Gene Ontology annotation, biological process: xylulose metabolic process; glucose metabolic process. The transcript is spliced from 3 exons.